Messenger RNA from Aaosphaeria arxii CBS 175.79, 1046 nucleotides. RefSeq lists its product as uncharacterized. Lineage: Eukaryota; Fungi; Ascomycota; Dothideomycetes; Pleosporales. The coding region runs from base 228 to 908 and encodes 226 amino acids. The transcript has a single exon. The record is from RefSeq and is a predicted model, not a curated record.
UUUGGGCGCAUGCAUGCAUGAGAAAUGGUCGACGGUGCCAGAAGCGAAGCGAUAACAGCGACGGAACACAGUGACUUGAUGGCGACAGGACGGGGAAUUCAGCUGACAAAAAUGCGACGCAGUGGGACAGUAGGGACAAAUGAGACGAAACGAAACGCAAUAAUGCGGCGCGGCGCAGAGUAGAAUUGGGAACUGAAGCUGGAUGGGGGGUGGUCUGCAGGGUGAGGAUGGCUGAUGCAGCGUCCUGCAAGCUACUUGAGAGAUUCUGGGAAGUCUGGUACAGAGCAGGGCUUGUGCCUUGUGGGUUGCGGUGCGGGCAGCGGCCGGUUGCAGCAGCAGCGGGAGGUCGGCGGGAGAGCCCUGUGGGUUUUUGGAGCUCAAGGAUGAUGGGAUGGGAUGGGAUGGGAUGGGAUGGUAUGCUAGGUAUGGUCAGUCCGGAGAGCUCUGGCCUGCGCUUUUACCUCCUCUGGUCUGUCUGGCCCCAUGUCUUUCUACUCUUGCUGGUGGGCGUACGGUCGUGCGGACGUGCUCAAAGCGACAUCACUACUGGCACCAGGCACACACACCUGCUCUGGAGUCUUGUCUCUUUUCUCCCCUCUCUUUCUCUCACACACACACAUUCAGGGGCCUGUGCUUGUUCAAACAUCCCAGUAAGCCCCAUCACCCCCAACUUCUACGCUCUAAGCUAUCUAACCCCCGGCGGCGCGAGAAGCCAAGCGACAACCUCGAAGCGCGGACCUUUUGGAAGCAGUAACGUUGGGCUUAGCGUGCGCGGGUCUGGUCGGGGGAUGCAGCCCCUAGAGCGGCGACGGAUGCCCAGCACGCGGGCCAGAAAGGUGGCCGCUGUAGGGGCUUGUCGUCUGCCUUUGCUUUGCCUAGGUAGUGUGAGUGUGGUAGGUGUGGUGUAGUUACUUUCUUCCAUGCACAGACAUGUCCACACGCCUCUUAAUGCUCGCUGGCCAUACGCUGUACGCCAGUCGCGAGCCGCCAGUACAGUUAUUCUUCAAGUGUCCGCGGCAAAUGGGAACUCGAGGCGACCAGCGACC